AUGGAUAAAUAAGAGGAGAAAUUGCAACAAGAAGAGAAGGAGGAAGUAGUUGAAGAAUAGGAUGAAAAAUAAGGCGAUUAACUAAGUAAGAACUAAAAGAGGAAUCAGAAAAAAAAGGAGAAGAAGAAAAAGUUAAAAGAGUAGAAUUAGGAGAUCAUUUAGUAAGUUGAGGAGGAGAUAAAAGCAAAGUUGAAUUUGACUGAGGCUGAAUAGACAGAUCUUGAAAUAGCAUGGUGUGUUAAGCAAGUAAAAUUGGGAUUGACCUAAAAAUUGACCCCUGAAGAGAUAAAAAUAUCAAUGUCGAUGAUUGAAUUACUGGAAAGCGAUUAAGUUCCACUAGUAAAGAAGAGGAUGGCAAUGAAGUCGAGUUUCGGAGACUAUAGAAAACUAAUGAAAUAAUAUAAAUGAAUUAAUAAUUAUUAAUUUUGGUUAUAAAA
Messenger RNA from Paramecium tetraurelia, 437 nucleotides. RefSeq lists its product as uncharacterized. The transcript is spliced from 2 exons. NCBI's taxonomy places the organism in Eukaryota, Ciliophora, Oligohymenophorea, Peniculida, Parameciidae. The record is from RefSeq and is a predicted model, not a curated record.